Darwinula stevensoni is the source of this 4389-nucleotide messenger RNA. The record is from the annotation of a GenBank genome assembly. NCBI's taxonomy places the organism in Eukaryota, Metazoa, Arthropoda, Ostracoda, Podocopida, Darwinulidae.
AUGAUGUUGGUUCUGUUGCAGAAGGAGUUGAAUUUGCGACGGGGUCAGAGAGCGCCACAUCGGAAGUCCUUCGUUGCCACUUCCCCCACCUUACCCAGAUGCCACUCUCCAGUAUCACAGGGGAGUCCGAUGGACAGCCCCAGGAAUAUGUCGCCGAGUCAGGGUCAGGGUGGGCAUUUUGCAUUUGCCCCUUUAAAGCGGGGGGAGGCAAGGCGGUGGUCUCUUGCCUCCCUCCCUUCCUCUGGUUACGGCACCACCCCGGGCUCCUCUACCGUCUCUUCUCAGUGUUCCUCCCAGGAGCGCCUGCAUACCCUCACGGCAAAUGUGGCCAAUGAGGAAUCCCGAUCCAGAUUCUCGUCCAACGACAGCAAUCCCAGUUUGGAUGAAGAGGGAAUCAUUAGGUCCCCCCUCAUGCGACCGCGCUCUCGCAGCCUCAGUAGUCCAGUACGUUCUCCAGUUGUCGAGACGUGCGAGGAUGAGAUUGUUUUGAUGAACACUCUCUACCAAGAGCGGUUCCCAAAGGCAACACAACAGAUGGAGGAACGUCUGGCCAACUUUAUCGAGACUCAUGAGGGCGCAGAAUUUUCAGAUGGGGUCAUACGCUUCGUACAUCAUCAGGUCUUAGAGAUGGCCCGGGAUUGCCUGAUGAAGUCACAGGAGAAGCUCAUCACUUCUAGUUAUUUUUACGAGUUGUCCGAGAACCUGGAAAAGUUGCUAACAGAGACUCGGGAGAAGUCAUCGGAGGCUUCAAGCCACCUCUCGGGCGUUGUGCGCAAACUCCUUCUCAUCGUCUCCCGUCCGGCCCGCCUGCUCGAGUGUCUCGAGUUCAGUCCUGAAGAAUUCUACAGACUCCUGGAGGAGGCAGAGGGCCAGGUGAGGAGCAUAGUAGGAAUCAAGGAGGACAUACCACGAUAUAUAGUCUCUAAACUGGGUCUAAAUAAGGAUCCAUUGGAAGAGCUCCAAGAAGACCUAAAGCAGUACGAAGAACAGAGCAUUCCAUCCAGUGAUAAAUCUGAAGAUUCAAAUCAGAGCCUGGAUUCUUCACAAUCUAAGGUUCUUCUUAUCACUGCCUUGGGACACAUCAAGCUCACUGACUUUGGACUCAGCAAAAUUGGAAUCAUGUCCCGUGCAACAAACCUCUAUGAAGGUUUUGUGGAUCGGGAGACCCGACAGUUUUCAGACAAACAGGUGUUUGGUACUCCAGAAUAUAUUGCACCUGAAGUGAUUCUGAGGCAAGGAUAUGGAAAACCAGUAGAUUGGUGGUCUAUGGGAAUCAUUCUAUACGAGUUCCUCAUUGGCUGUGUUCCAUUUUUUGGAGAUACACCAGAGGAGCUCUUUGCCCAUUCUGUCAGUGCAAACAUAGAGUGGCCAGAUGAAGCAGACUGGCCUGUAGAUCCUCAGGGGAAGAGUCUGAUCAUAGCACUUCUGCAGCAGAGUCCUUUGGAUCGCCUGGGCACAGGUGGUUCAGCUGAGGUCAAAGAACAUCCUUUCUUUGACUCUGUUGACUGGGAUUCCCUCCUUCGACAGAAGGCUGAAUUUGUUCCACAGCUGGAAAAUGAUGAAGAUACCUCCUACUUUGACACUCGGCUGGAUCGAUACAAUCACCAGUUGGUGGAAAGUACUGAAAAUACAGAAGAAUCCCUGUUGUUUUCAUCCUUUUCCUCAUGUUCUCCUCACUACAAUAAGUGGAUGCGUCUUGAUUCUGACAACUCUGGCCCUGAGUCUGUGUCAGAGACCCCUGACCGAGAGUGCUCAAGGUCUCUGUCAACCAGUGCUCCAGGGAUUGAAUUCUCAUUCCCAACACAUAGCACUCCUGAUUCAUCUCAGACAGAUGGAGAAGAGGCAUCUCCCCAGGUGCCAAGAAGACGGCGACUCAACAUCAUGUCUCGUUUCUCCAUCCCCAAUGAUUCCACAGAGUCUCAUCUUUCUCUGAUAUCAUCUGGAAGUGGGGAUAUGACCAGAGAGUUGUCCCCUGUGAAUGAAAGAAGUGAGGUGGGUGAUGGAGCUCGCAAUCUGCUGCUCAAAACAGCCAAAACACUAAAUCCUGCCUAUAUGACUCCAAUGACACCAGCAAAACCAGUUCCAUCACAAGGAGCAAGAAAGCGAAUUGAAAUGGCAAUUGCACCCUCUCGUUCAUCAAGUGCUAUUGUCCCUCCUGCUGUCAGUCGUGUGUCACGUUCUGGCAUCACCAAAUCUGCAUCUGCUUCUGGACUCUCGCUCAUGAUUCCAUCAGAUGAGAAUCCAGUGCAGGGGAUCCAGAGCCCUGGAGGAUCAAGCACAGCCUCAUCCCGUGAUGCUUCUCCAAGCCGAGAUGGUUGCCCUCUCUUUUCAUCUCUCAAGCCCCCCAUCAUUCUUCGCCGUUCCCCACAAGGAUUCGGCUUUGCCAUGCAGGCCAUUCCUGUUUAUUAUGGUGACUCUGAUUACUACACUGUUCAUCACAUCGUAAAGUCGGUGAAUGUUGGAAGUCCAGCAUUUGAGGCUGGUCUCCGGAUGGGGGACCUCAUCACCCACAUCAAUGGGGAACCUGUCCAAGGUCGGCUCCACACUGAGGUCCUUCAGAUGCUGCUGUCAGGAGGGGAAUCGGUGACACUGCGGGCAACCCCUCUGGAGAACACCUCCAUCCGAAGUGGAGGUCGCAGGAGAAGUGCAGAGAAGGCCAAAUUGGCACGGCGGCCUCAUCCAGCACUUGGAAGUGGGAGUGGAAAGGGUCGACCUGGUGCCAAGAAUAAGAGGGAUCCCAGCUCUCGCAGUAAAAAGACUUCCCUAUUGAGACGCCUGAGCAGCAAGAGAGCUUCAGCUGAGAUUCAACAGCUUCAAGCUGUGGGGGCUCCAGGUGGAGUGGCACUCCUCCAUCGCUCAGUAUCCACAGGUGACCCACCAGCUCAUAUCGGCGGAGCACCCUCUCGCAUCUUCAGUCCAUCCGACGCCUCAUCGGGCUCUUCAAGCCCAUCUAGCUCUGGCCCCAAUUCUCCUGCAUCCUCUUCCAUCCAUCGCCCUUCAUCUCUUCAUGGCCUCAAGCACAAACUGCACAAGACACUCCAUUCUCCUCGCCGGAAGUCAGUGGGGCACAUCCCACUGUCUCCACUGGCUCGGACUCCAUCCCCAAACCCUAACCACAGCACACCGCUGCCCCCACCAGCUCCAAUGGCCCCAACAUCAACAUCCCCAACAAGAUCCCCAUCUCCACUAACUGCUUUCUCACAUCUCUCAAUCCAUUCAAGUGGAGGGAGUUCAUUGGCCAUGCUGACACCUGCUUCGGCCUGGAAGACCCUGACCCGACCAAAGUCGGCAGAACCGAGUUCACCACUCCUAAGACGAGCUCUUUCUCCAGAGCGGCACCACUCCCGAAGUGGAGACGGAUCUGGACGUGGAGUCGGGAAGCAUUCGUUGUCCCCGUUGGUGUUCUCAACUACUCCAAGUCAGAGUCCACCCACUCCACCCCGGCUGCUGGUCACGACUCAGUCACCACCAGAAACCAAAGAAUUAUUGGCAACAUUACCUCAGCCAUCAUCUCCAGUCCCCAUGGCAGACUCAAAAGACACAAUUGUGAAUGCUUGUUUUGUUCGCCCGCAGCCUACCAGGAACCUGGGUCUCCGGGAAUCUGUGAUGGAAAACCCCUGUGAUAGCCCCAGAUCUCAAUCAUCGAUCGAUUCUGACAACGCGAGCAAACGUCGCCUUUCGUUCCCUAUCGAUCAGCCACGUGUCAGCUCCUUUACUCAUGUUCGUCUGCCCCCUAUGGACCCUAAUUCAAAAGAAACUACUGAACGAGUCACUGAUGAAUCACCUAAGAAUCAUAAAUGAUUGGGGCUGCAGCUUCUUGUGCAUUUGAGAUUUGGGCGUCAUGUUCAAAAAUGGUCCUAUCUGGGUGUUUUUGCUUUUUGUUUCUACAGGAAGAUUUAAAUGUUUGCAUUUUUGCUCUUUUCUCUUUCAUCGUUGUCAUCUUUUGUGCUCAAAUAAUUGAUGAGCCAAUUGUUUGUCCUCUCUUAUUGCCUGUGAUAGAGUUCAGAACUAAUUAUUUGAAGCUUCAACAUUCCAUUCCUUGUUGGCAUUUUAUCCUGUCUUAUUCACGUUUGUAAAUUUCCCCAUAAAUUUUUCCUCUAUCUUAUAUUCUGAUUAAAGAGGGUGUCCCACCCAAAAUGUUUACUCCCAAUUUUUCCCCAUAUCCCCUCAUAACAUAUCAGUCACUUUCAGGAGAACUGAGCAGAAGAAAGCACACCUUGCCAAAAUACUCAUCCAUUUGACAGGAAUAUUCUUUGUGUUUACUCCUGCAGUUCCUGACGAUUUGAGAGUCUAUGGUUGUUCUUUUCCUCUCAUCUUUUGUGGAGUGUGUGCUGGAGCUAUUUAAAUUGUGGUGACACUCAUCAGAUGUCUCCAGUAAUAAAUUGUGAG